AUGGCAACCCAAGAUGCCCGCAGAGGCAAUGGCGAAAGCCUUGAUAGCCAUGAGCCCUUGCUAAUAGCCCCUUCGUUGCUAAACUCGCGGCGGCAACUUUCACGAUCGCCUCGCCCUUACUCUCGGCGCGGAUCCAGCCUCAUCACGCCGAUGGACAAUGUUGAAUCUGGUAACUAUACUACCUCACGGGGAAAAUCGUCUAUAACAUCUAGCGAAAGCGGGACGGAGGCAGACGAUGAGAGCACAGGCUUUCUGAAAGGCCUACCGGCGCCUCAAAUACGACCAAGACAAACCCUGAGUCUAGGAAAGUGGAAUGCCCAAGGGAAGCGUGAAGGGCUGACGGGAGAGAGGUUAUGGUCCGCCUUCCGGAGGUCGAGGUUAGUGUCUUCGAGGAGUGAUUCAAGCGAAGAUGCGUGUAGAGAUGAGAUAGAUGUCCGGGAAGAGGUGGCCAGGCGGAACCGGAGUGAAGUUCUACGGAGAUUGUUUGAGACAGGCUUGGUACUUGUUGUAGGCGUGGUGGUAUAUUUUCGGAAGGAUGUAAGAUAUUCUGCCAGAGCUUGGAAUGGAGGUGUCAAUAUUACCAAAUAUAAUACUUGGCCUCUCCUCGAUACCUUCUCCUGUUAUACCUUUCUACACUAUACGGCAUGGAGGGAUGACCGGCGGGGGGGUUAUCUUAAGAUGCUUGAUCAUAACAUCUGCUACAGCCUUUGCCAUGUUGGUCAUGGCGGUGGGGCGUUGUCUGAUAGUGACGUCCCUGUCAGUGGGUUUUCAAUGAUAAGGGGCGGCAAGGACAACCAAGGUCACAACAUCUUUAUGCAACGCAAUGUCUCUAAGAUAUCCGAUGAUCGAGCCGCGACUCCUCACAUUGACCCUGCUCUAUUGGACAACAUGCAAUCAAAUUAUGAAAUUCUACCGCAAGAAGUCCCUGUGAAUGCCCAAUCGAAAAGUGCCCACAGCCACCGUCGUCAACCAUCGGUUUUUGCCAAUGGCGAUGUAGAUGAGAAUGUUAAAACUACACCUGGUGGCCGACGUAGACGAUUAAUGACGCCGAACCUCCAAUCAUUCCUUUCUCUUACAGCUGCUCAGGCUCAAGUGCGGAAGUGGGCAUAUGCACUAUAUACCUAUGCUGCGACAUUAUUUAUAAUCCUGGUGCCAGUGAGAAAAUAUGUUGGGCAGAAUGCGCUGCAUGGAAAUGAGCCUUUCGGGUGGGCAAUUGGAUAUCUGUUUGGCAAUAUCCCAUCCGUCAGGUUUCAGAUUGUGAAAAAUAACCUAGAGAAUUGGGUGCGAAUACCUCCUUUACACGAUACGGAAAUGGACAACAAAUCAUGCCAUCUGGGAUGGGUGGAUCAUCUCCGGCGAGAUACUCUCGGAGAGGCUAAUGCCCGCCUCCUGAUCGCCUGUUAUUGUGCUCUCGUUAUCGUGGUGGGAUUGGGCUUGGUGAUUCGUCUCAGCGGUGCCGUUGAAGUAGACACUCGGCGCAAAGUUUUCCAUGGAAUGAUGGUCCUGAUGUUUCUGCCAACCACCUUCAUUGACCCGACAUUUACAGCACUCGCUCUGGCUCUCAUUCUGGCCAUUUUCCUCCUGUUAGAUCUGUUUCGAGCCUCGCAGCUACCACCCAUCUCGAACCCGCUUACAUACUUCCUUGCUCCCUAUGUUGAUGGCCGCGACCAUCGCGGCCCCAUCAUCGUUUCCCACAUCUUCCUCCUCAUUGGUUGUGCCAUCCCACUCUGGCUUUCUCUUGCUGGGAUCCCUCGCACUGGUAGCCCGCCCUGGGAGGGAUGGGACGUGGAGACACGCGAUCUCAGCAUGGUCAGCGGAGUUAUAUGUGUUGGUAUGGGUGAUGCUGCAGCGUCUCUGGUAGGGCGACGAUAUGGCCGACAUAAGUGGUUCUGGGGUGGCGGAAAGAGUGUUGAAGGUAGUAUGGCAUUUGCAGUCGUCGUUUUUGUGGGGAUACUAAUGGCACGCCUUUGGUUUAUUGUUGGGGGGUGGGAUCAUUCUGUUUCCGUUCCGAUAUCUCGGGCGAUAUCCCCAUCCUGGCCAACCAUGGUGACAUCGAAGGGUUGGGCUGUCGUCGUCGGUAAAUCUAUUCUUGCAGCGCUAGUGUCAAGCUCCAUGGAGGCAGUGUUAACGGGCGGGAAUGAUAAUAUUGUAGUGCCUGUGGUUAUUACGCAGCUUCGAACUUGUUCGAAUCAGGAUUGCAAGGUCGCGAUCAAUUUUGCUGGUUGUAGUUCCUCUGACUGGCCAUCGUUCUCUGGUUUAUCCGAUUUACCAGCUCGAUUAUCAGAUUCUUCGCAUGAGGCCUCCUCGUUCCCGAAAAUGGGAACAUUCUACGAAACUAUCAUCGACGAAUGCUCGCGGUGCCCAAAAUCCUAUACCAGCUACUUUAUUUGGAAUGGAGCCGCUCCCAUCCUUUCUAUCUAG
Molecule: messenger RNA, 2421 nt
Organism: Histoplasma mississippiense
Lineage: Eukaryota; Fungi; Ascomycota; Eurotiomycetes; Onygenales; Ajellomycetaceae
Exons: 6
Coding region: 1-2421 (806 amino acids)
Biological process (GO): dolichyl monophosphate biosynthetic process
Cellular component (GO): endoplasmic reticulum membrane
Molecular function (GO): dolichol kinase activity
Source: RefSeq, a predicted model, not a curated record